UUUUUUUUUUUUAAGAAACCCAACAAACCUGGCUUUCAGAGAAAGAGGUCUAUGGUAGACUGGAUAUGGUGGGUGGGGGAAGGGUGCAGUGUGGAAAGGAAGGGAGGGAUGAGGGGUUGUCAAAUAGGAUUGUGGGAAAGAGCAUGCUGCUUCCUAGAGUCCACUGGUGGGAGGAAAGGGGGGGGGGCGCUCUUCCCUGCUCUGCCAGUAAGAGCUAUGCUGGCCCGUGCCUCAUUUUGGAGAGGGGUGGCUAGCUGGCUGGGAAGAGACUGACUGAAACAGCCACCCUGAUUUUCAAGAUUUAUGUCUCAGCUAAGCUUCGGGAGCUACACUAUGGCUAUCUGGGGAGCAGAAGAGCAGCUACUUGGCGGCUAAAGGGAGAACAAGUAGGUUUGUCUGCAAGCACGUCAGGGACACUCAGCUGGGAGUGCUUCUUCCUGAGAGCUGUCUGCUGUUGCCAGGGCUUCUUGUGGGCAGGGCAGAGUAAGAGGCUCAGUGGUACUCUCCCCAUAGAAGAGAUAUGGGAGACUGCUGGGCCCGAGGGCAUCUCAGCCUGAAGCCUCGCUUCAGCAUUUCACUGGAGAGUCAUGUGGUUGGAACUUGGAAUCUAGUCUUCCUGGGGUUUGCUGGCCUCAGUCCUCCCUCCUGGGGGCACUACCCCAGCCCCUGAUCCCGGCCUUCCCUGGGGACCAGCAGGUGAUGGGAGAAACAUCCUUUUAGACACACUGCUUGGGAUGGCUUUGCCUCCUAGGACCCACUACCCAGGAGAGGAAGUGAUACCUCUCCCUACCUGGCUCACACCACACAGCCAUUUCUGUGGGCCAGACUUUUUAAUCUGGGCUGCUGGGCAAGUGGGUGGAUGAUAGUUGGGGCACACAGCCCCCCCCCCCCCCCACACACACAACUGGUAUGGGAGACUAAUAUUGCCCAAGUUUGCUUCUUGGUUCCUUCUAUGUAGCCUUGCAUGUGUUGGCCACAGCCUUGGGAAUGUCUCCCUUCUGGGAUCCUAGCUUAGAGCCCCUCACUCUGACUUUGGUUUUUCUUUUCCUUUCCUGUCUACAGUUUAGACAGCCAGACCUGAUAUUCUCUCUGCUUACUGACCACCCUAUCACUUGCUGUGACAACAGAGACCCUUCUGGCUGACCACAAGUCUGCUUCCAAAACCAGAGGCUGUUAGCUCUGAGACUACCUCUCCUGCCUCUGCCUGAUCCUAGUUUGAAUAUGGCAGAGGAGCCUGGAGCCUAAAUUCUCAGAGCAGACAAUCUGCUUAUAUCUUAGUUCUGAGUGACAUUGGGCUUCUGGUAUCUAAAAUAUGGAAAUAGGAAGGCCGAAUCCGUGACAUUGCUGGGACUAAAGGAGAGAACAGAGCAAGGAUGCCAAGCCUGGCUCAGCCACAGCCACAGAGGCUUGUGGGAGUUUCCUCAUUGGUACUUGUAUCCUGUUUAUUUCCUCAUCAGCACCUCCAGGGCUCAGCUCCCUCCCUAACCUGCUGGAGAACAGCUCCCUUUGCCAGUGUGCCUGGUAUUCAUUUUAGAGGGAACUUAGGGUUGGCCACAGAAGUUGUGUUUUGGUUUGUUCCUAGCUGGGACACACACACACACACACACACACACACACACACACACACACACACACACACACACAUGGAGGGAGGGAGUCAGGGCUCUCCCGACCCUGUAGCCUUUCUCUCAGCCCUUGCUGAAGGACCUCCUUAGAUUUCUCUGUUGAAACAACUAGGCCAUGUAGGUCAGGACCUGGUCUUUUUGGACAGGAAAGAAAACACCCUGUCCAAACAGAAGCAUCCUGAGUAGUGGCUGCUUGAGGGACAGAGGGCUGCCUGCAAGAGGGCUCUGUUAGAGGAGUGUCCCCCCUAUUCUUGCUUUACACCCCCCACCCCCAAUCUCCUGGGGGUGGUCUAUGUGUGUGGCUAACCAUUUAUCUCUGUGCUCAGGAGGUUGUCAUCCCUCCGCUCUUGGGGAAGCAGGAAUACAUAGCAUACUCCUGAUCUAUCUAGGGCAGUCAUAGCCCACCCGCAGAGUGCUGAAGGGGCUUCCCUUUUUAGAAGCCUGGGUAUUUUAAUGGGACCUCCCACCUCUAUAAACAAUUCUCUGCCACCCCUCUUUUGACUCCUCCUCCAAGAUGUGACAGCUACGACUCCUGAGUCUCCAUUUGCAUCUUGCCAGCCGGCAGCUCCAGGUUUCAGUUUUCCCAGGGCCCAGCCUCGUCUAAGAGACCCUGGCACUGCCACCAUCCUGGCCGGGAUGAGCCUGCUGUUCCUUGUCCUUCUCUCGCCAUUUCCCUGCGUUUUGGGACUUCCAUUCUACAAUGGCUUCUACUAUUCCAAUGAUCUGAGUGGCAGGACCCUGGGAAAUGGCUACGGGGAAGGCCUAUUCAAUGGCGUGAAGUUAGUGGUGGAGACGACGGAGGAGUCCCUGUUCAGUCACCAAGGAGCCAGCGUGACCCUGCCCUGCCACUACCACUAUGAGCCAGCCCUGGCAUCCCCAAGACAUGUGCGUGUUAAGUGGUGGAAGUUGUCAGAGAAUGGAGCCCCAGAACAGGACGUGCUGGUGGUCAUCGGGCAGAGGCACCGCUCCUUUGGGGACUACCAAGGGCGAGUUCAACUGAGACAGGACAAGCAGCAGGAAGUCUCGCUGGAGCUUCGAGACCUGCGGCUGGAGGACUCUGGGCGCUACCGCUGCGAGGUCAUCGAUGGCCUGGAAGAUGAGAGUGGCCUGGUAGAGCUGGAGCUUCGGGGUGUGGUUUUUCCCUACCAGUCCCGCGAAGGGCGCUACCAGCUCAACUUCCACGAGGCCCAACAGGCCUGCCAGGAGCAGGGUGCUAUGGUAGCCACUUUUGAGCAGCUUUUCCGAGCCUGGGAGGAAGGCCUAGACUGGUGCAAUGCAGGCUGGCUGCAGGAUGCCUCCGUGCAGUACCCAAUAGUGCUGCCCCGGCAGCCCUGUGGAGGCCUGGGUCUGGCACCUGGUGUUCGCAGCUAUGGCCAGCGCCACCACCGCCUGCAUCGUUAUGAUGUGUUCUGCUUUGCUGCUGCCCUCAAGGGGCGGGUGUACUACCUGGAGAACCCCAAGAAGCUGACGCUGCUGGAGGCCCGGGAGGCCUGUCAGGAAGAUGGUGCACAGAUCUCCACGGUGGGCCAGCUCUUUGCGGCUUGGAAGUUCCGUGGCCUGGAUCGUUGUGAUGCUGGCUGGCUGGCAGACGGAAGUGCCCGCUACCCUAUAGUUCACCCUCGACUCAACUGUGGCCCCCCUGAGCCUGGAGUACGGACCUUUGGCUUCCCAGACCCCCACACCCGCUAUGGUGUCUACUGCUAUGUCCAGCAUUAGCAGGGUGGCUAGCUGUACAUCUGCUCUGCCCCUGACUUCCUGGGCUGAGUGUUUAUCAGGUGGACCAUUGUCCCUUGUGGGUUGGGGGAUUGCUUGGAUAGUUUUUAUACUUCCCAACUUAAACAUUUAAAGGUAUUAUUAUUAUGAUUAUUAUUUAAAAGUAUUAUUAUUAUUUUA
Messenger RNA from Mus musculus (house mouse), 3518 nucleotides. It is a transcript of the gene Hapln3, whose product is annotated as hyaluronan and proteoglycan link protein 3. NCBI's taxonomy places the organism in Eukaryota, Metazoa, Chordata, Mammalia, Rodentia, Muridae. The transcript is spliced from 5 exons. Gene Ontology annotation, molecular function: hyaluronic acid binding. Gene Ontology annotation, cellular component: gel phase of interstitial matrix. The record is from RefSeq and is a predicted model, not a curated record. The coding region runs from base 2262 to 3341 and encodes 359 amino acids. Gene Ontology annotation, biological process: cell adhesion.